Messenger RNA from Fusarium graminearum PH-1, 2463 nucleotides. RefSeq lists its product as uncharacterized. Gene Ontology annotation, biological process: regulation of DNA-templated transcription; DNA-templated transcription. Bases 1 to 2463 code for a protein of 820 amino acids. The record is from RefSeq and is a predicted model, not a curated record. The transcript has 6 exons. Gene Ontology annotation, molecular function: zinc ion binding; DNA-binding transcription factor activity, RNA polymerase II-specific; DNA binding. Lineage: Eukaryota; Fungi; Ascomycota; Sordariomycetes; Hypocreales; Nectriaceae.
AUGCAACCGACAAAAACUACACGCAAACGAGUCUCGAGGGCUUGUAAUCUUUGUCGCACGCGCAAAGUGCGAUGCAUCAUUGAGAAUCCGACUGAUCCUUGUGUCAAUUGUAGACAUAACGACAAGGUCUGUACGUUUAAGCGACGACAUGGAAUAAUAUCAUCAACUCCUCAAUUGCGACCGAACGGACCUUUACCUCCCCGACCAACCCAACCCGACACCAACAAACCCAUCGAACCCUCAUUCCAACAACCACUACCGAUCACACCAACAACAAUACCACCUCCCGCAUCAAUCGCGUCGUCCUCAUCCUUUCCCGACUCAUCCGUUUCUCAAAAUGUCGCCACGCUAUCAGGCCAGCCAUGUCAUCCCGACUACGCGUUCCUCCAAGUCCCCGACACCAAAGACCUUCUCCCGCAAGACCUCGCAUUUCUCGUCAGCCAAGGCUGUUUUAUCGUCCCGCAACGAGAAGCGCUGGAUGAUUUCCUGAGGCAGUAUUUUUUGCAUGUGCAUCCGAUGCUUCCGAUCUUAAAUGAGAAGGACUUUUGGCUUUCGUAUAACUCGGUGGAUUCGGAUGUGGAAUAUCAGAUGCCCAUGCUCGUUUUGCAGGGGGUAUUGUUUAUUUCCUCGGGAUUUGUUUCCGCUGAAACGAUUAAAAUGCUGGGCUUUCCAGAUGUCCAUCAAGCCAAACUUGCGUUUUACCGACGAGCAAAGCUCCUCUACGAUUUCAGCUGCGAAAAAUCAUGCAUCGCUAUAGCCCAAGCAUCUCUCCUUCUCGCCCACACCCAUCUCAUCCCGCGUUGCAUCGCAGGCAACAAACCGCUGGGUUCAAUCUGGCUCGGCAUCGCCAUAUCCUACGCCCGCGUCGCCAAAGCCCACUGCUACUCUUCCCUCCGUCCAAGCCGCGAUACAGAAGUCGCCAAGGUGCAAAAAGCACGCAACACGCUUAAACGACUGUGGUGGUGUUGCAUCAUCUGCGACAGAUUACUACCGCUCACUUCAAGACAAAACAUAAAAAUCACACCCGCAAAUUUCAGUUUUUCAGGAUGCUCAGUGCUUGGAAGCGCGGAUUUGUGCGAUGAGCUGUAUAACUCUGAUGUCUAUGACUCUACGACGAAAACACUGCAUGCAGAGCUUCUGGCAAAGUUGGUGGAUCUUUGUGUAGUGCUUACAGAUGUUUUGGGCGUUGUUUCUGUUCUAUACAAUAAUCCAUCGUGGAUGCUUUCUGGGAGAAUGGAGGUGGCUAAGGAUGCGAGUCUGUGUCAGAUUGAGUUGAGGAGGUGGUAUAAUGCUUGGGGCGAGACUAAAGCAACCCUGGAAGAGAGGGCGACCGAAGAUGGGUCACAGACUGAGUCUAUUAUCUUGUUCAAGAAUCUCAUCGAGAUGUACUAUCAGUACAGCUCUGCUCGGCUUUCGGUCUGCCACUACAAUAUCCUCCGAUCAAGUCUAUUACCACCAUCUGAAUCAGAAGGCCAACUUCGACGACAGAGCGAAGACCUUCAAGGUUCAGCAUCUCGCGUGACAGAAUGUCUCCUCGAAUUCGACCGUCUGGGCCUGUCGCGAUGGCUCCCCAUGACAGCAAUCGGAUGCACCGCCUUUCCUCUAGCCCUCCAAAUGAUCGAUGUCGAACUUCUCCGCCCGAAGCAAAAGUCCAUAGCCCAAGAAGGCGGUAUUCUAACGCGAAAACAACAACACGUUGAUAAUCUGGUGAAACAAAUGAAGAGCUACAAGAACAAGUACUACAUCACAGACUGGGUCAUGCGCGCUAUUCGCCAUGUUGUGGAGCUUGCGCAACAAAAAUCACCUGCACCGUUUACGACAGAAGAGGAUUCAUCGCCGAGCAGCUAUCUCGACAUGCUCAAGAACAGGCCAAGUUACUACCUCAGGCUCGUUAUGACUCUGGAUAUGAGUAUCAGCAAUGGCCGAUUACCGGACGAGUGCGACUUUCCACCAUCGUUGAGAAAAGCUGGUCGUGCUUUUGCUAGAUCACAACAAAAUUCUACAUUACCGAUGGACGAAGAUUCGAGGAAACGCUUUUCUGCGAUGAAUAAGGAUCUCAUACCAGAUAACCUUACAACUCAAAGCGGUGUCUUAUCGGCGGAUUUACAAGAUCAUGUACAAGCGCAAGACGCCAUCACGGUAGACCAGGAAUCGUUCUUCAACAACAAACAGUCAUUUCCGAUAGACCUGACAGCUGCGUUGUGCGAGAUUACGAAUAUUCCACCUCUGGACUUUAGCGACAUGCCGUUAUUGGACUCGUCACAUUUCAAUGAUCUUGGAGGUGUACCAUUUUGGCCUUAUGAGUUGCUUGGUUCACCGCCUGAUAACCUGGGCCAGUCGGAAGAGGUUAGCAUGGAAGAUAUAUUCUCUGGAAUAAUGGGAGCUGAGAAUGGAGAACAGAAUUUUGAUGAAGUUUCUACGCAGAGUGGUGGGCCGGUUGCGCUGCCGGUGGACUCGUUUUGA